Panonychus citri (citrus red mite) is the source of this 1701-nucleotide messenger RNA. RefSeq lists its product as uncharacterized. The record is from RefSeq and is a predicted model, not a curated record. The transcript has 3 exons. Bases 50 to 880 code for a protein of 276 amino acids. NCBI's taxonomy places the organism in Eukaryota, Metazoa, Arthropoda, Arachnida, Trombidiformes, Tetranychidae.
CAAAUCAUUUUAUUGGUUUUUAUAAUUCAACUGCACAACCUUUUCCAACAUGAAUUCUCAAUCUAAUGAUAUGAAAGAAAUGAUCAAUGGUGUGAAAUGUGUCAAACUUGAAGACAAUUCGAUGUGCACAUCCAAUUCAUUCAAUCAAACACAAAACCAAUCAUUCAACCAGUAUCAAGAUCAGGCCACGGAAUUGAAGACUGAGUUUACCGUAAAAGCUGAAAGUCCGAUCCAAAUGCCAUCGUUUAAGGAAAUGACAAUUCGAAAGCCAAAUGAUCGUCAAUUUGUUCAAUUUAAAGAUUAUUUUUCCCGAAUUGAACCUGAAUCGAAACCAGAAAAUCUUCUUCUGUCUAUCAACAUGAAUCGAGACUUUAACGAGCCUGAGUGGACGUUACAUCAAAUUUAUUCAACGUACGACAUUCUGGUAUUCGGAACUAAAUUACCAAAAAGUUCAAUUACAGGGUUAGCUAAAAAACAAAAAAGAGCUAAAACAGAAAUCGAUUAUAUGCUAAAAGGUCGUCAAUUUCAAUCAAAGACAGAGGAUAUUGAAAGUCAAUGUCAACUUUACUCCUCAAUCGAUUAUUCAUUCAUUCGCAAACCUUCGCAUUUAGAAAUCGGUUUAUUCAGGGCGUACUAUGAUAUUGAAGGUAAUUGCUCGAAAGAGUUAUUAUUAAAGCUUUUAAACACCGCGAACCGUGGCGGGCGACAGUGGACUAUGGCUGAAGUGUUUGCAACUCUCGAGAUUCUGGUAAUGGGAACAAGAAUGUCAGAUGCUAGGAGUGUUCGCAUAACUAAAGAACAGAAAAGGGCACUAAUGGAUAUCAAAGAGUUCAUUGAAAAUUAUCCUCAUCAAGUGUCCAAAUCGUCGACUUUAAAUUGAAAUAAAAUUUGAUAGAAAAUGUAUCAAUAUUUGUCUUAUUUUUGGUUAUAAACAACGUGGGCCUGAGGCAGUGAGAGCGGUCAAUGUUUUCUACUACCUAACAUACGAGGGAAAUAUUGAUUUAAGUACAAUUUCUUGUAAUGACCCUGCCCUUAAAGAUGCUAUCGAAGCUCAAAUCCGACAUUUCGGUCAAACACCAUCACAGUUAAGCACCGAACCUCAUCCUCCUCGAUCAUCGGCUCUCCAUGUUUCACCUCUAAUGUUUUCGCCGGUGAUGGAUGAGAUUUGCAUGUCGAUAAAGUUCCCCUUUAAUGCAGCCAUUACCGCCAUCGCUGCUUGUACAAUGAACACUUCGUCCAACUCAACAGGCGGUUCUUCGACAUCAUCAUUUCGAGCGAGAAUGGACUAUGCCUGAAGUGUUUGAAACUCUCGAGAUUCUGGUAACGGGAACUUGAAUGUCAUAGGAAAAAAGAGUUCGAAUGACUAAACAUAACAGAAAAAGCUCUAAUUUGGUCUAUUCAAAGUUCUUUGAUAGUUUCUCUUUUUUAUUUAAUCAACAAGUGUAAAUAAUUGUUUUUUUUUCAAGAUAAUUAGUAAAUUGUUACAACAAAAUGUUUUAUUUCAAUAACCAUUUGUCCAAAUAUACCCUUAUUUAAUUUCGUAAAGUUAAUCGAGGGAAACAGAAAAGAAGAAAAAAAAAUUAAAUUAAUGUUAUAAUAAUUAUAAUCGUAAUUGGUAAUAAUCUGAUUAAUCAAACAGGUUGUUAAUCAGGAUUAAUUUAGAAGAAGAGGAAAAGAAAAGUACAGAUUAAUUUCCAAGUU